This is a messenger RNA of Scomber japonicus (chub mackerel), 3059 nucleotides long. Its product is annotated as terminal nucleotidyltransferase 5A-like. Gene Ontology annotation, biological process: mRNA stabilization. The coding region runs from base 132 to 1373 and encodes 413 amino acids. The transcript has 2 exons. Gene Ontology annotation, molecular function: poly(A) RNA polymerase activity; RNA binding. The record is from RefSeq and is a predicted model, not a curated record. Lineage: Eukaryota; Metazoa; Chordata; Actinopteri; Scombriformes; Scombridae.
UGUUGUUAUGACAGACAUCAGCGCUGAAGGUUCAAUUCUACAGAAAAGUUAUAGCUAGCUGAUGCCACAACUCCUGCGGGAGUUAGUGGAAAGUUUGGUCGUUUACAUUCUACUGUCUACCUCUCAUCAAGAUGGACGAGAAUGUAGUGUCUGCUGUGGCCGACAGCUGCUCGGACGGGGAGAGCAUCAACCUCAGCGUGCUCAACUGGGAGCAAGUGCAGCGGCUGGACGCCAUCCUCACCGGCUCCAUCCCCAUCCACGGCCGGUGGAGCUUCCCCACUCUGGAGGUGAAGCCACGGGAUAUCGUCAAGGUGGUCCGGAGCCGCAUGGAGGAGAAGCGGAUACAUGUCCGGGAGGUGCGACUGAACGGCUCUGCUGCCAGCUACGUUCUUCAUGAGGACAGCGGUCUGGGGUGGAAAGAUCUAGACUUAAUAUUCUGCGCCGAUCUGAAAGGAGAAAUGGAGUUUCAGAUAGUGAAAGAUAUAGUUUUGGACUCUCUUCUAGACUUCUUGCCGGAGGGAGUGAACAAAGAAAAGAUCACACCAGUCACCUUAAAGGAGGCCUACGUGCAAAAGAUGGUGAAGGUUUGCAAUGACUCAGACCGCUGGAGUCUAAUCUCGCUUUCCAACAACCGUGGAAAGAACGUGGAGCUCAAGUUUGUGGACUCUCUCCGACGGCAGUUUGAGUUCAGCGUGGACUCCUUCCAGAUUCGCCUGGACUCACUUCUACUCUUCUAUGAGUGCUCUGAGCACCCAAUGGCUGCCACUUUCCACCCUACCAUCCUUGGGGAGAGUGUCUAUGGUGAUUUCCCCACCGCUCUUGAUCACCUGCGCAAGCGCCUCAUUUGCACAAGGAGCCCCGAGGAGAUCCGAGGCGGGGGCUUGUUGAAGUACUGCCACCUGCUGGUACGGGGUUUCCGCGCAGCAUCUGGUGCUGAGAUGAAACUGCUGCAGCGCUACAUGUGUUCACGCUUCUUCAUAGACUUCCCUGACGUAAGCGAGCAGAGGAGAAAGCUAGAGUCCUACUUGCAGAACCACUUUGUGGACCUGGAGGACAGGAAGUACGACUAUCUGGCUACAUUGUAUGAUGUGGUGCAGGAGAGCACGGUGUGCCUGAUGGGUCAUGAGAGGCGCCAGACGCUCAACCUCAUCUCGUCGCUGGCAUUGCGAGUCAUGGCUGAGCAGAACGCCAUCCCCAAUGCUGCCAAUGUCACCUGCUUCUACCAACCGGCUCCUUAUGUCUCAAAUGGCAACUUCAGCAACUAUUACGUAGCACAGGUUCAGCCUGUCUACUCCUGUCCUCCCUCGCCUCAUCAGCAGUACCUUCCUCAUUCGCAACAUCCCAUGUAUGCCACCUGGUUGCCCUGUAACUAAACUUUGUGUACAUUCAUUCGCUUUUGUGUAACCGGUGGGAUUCACACACCUUUAAAAGGGAUGAAAGAUGACAUUUUUUAUUUCUUCUUUGAAAUGGGAAAUUGAAGGAAAUGAGAAAAGGAAACACAGGAGUCAAAAUUAGACAAUGAGUGUACAUAAAAGAAGAGAAGAAAGGAAGGAGGGGAAAUGAGGACAAGGAACAUGGAUCACAGAAGUGGGCCAAAGCAAUGCUUUUCCCUGGGGUAUGGUGCCACAGCGGGAGGAGCUGAGCACACAAGGAAACAUGCCAAUGAGAGAGGCUGACCCAUCAGUUUUCGGGUUCUUGGUAAAGCAAACCACAGGUUGAGCUCAGCCUUGAUGAGACCAACAGCCUGGAUAUGAUGAUAUGUUCCUCAUGUGUUGUGAGUUGCAGCUCACAGAAACUGGCCACUCACAUUUUAAAUGAUGAACAUGUGAAAUACCUACAUUCUCCAAACAUUAAAAAACCAAAGCAGACACUCACAUACAAAUACAAUGAGUAAUAGAGAGAUAAGAGGACAAAACCAAACCCAUAUGAUGUGCUGGAGAUAUUGAUUCAUGGUCAAAUAACAGUGAUCUUCUGACCUUUCUAUGUGCACUGUUGUGUAGGACUCCAAUUUCCACAGACAAUGCAAAAUGAGGAACUGGAUACUGUUUACAAAUCCAAAGUUCUACUUUGAAAAAAAUACACAAGAAACAACAAAACAAUGCAUGCUUUAUUUCUGUACAGGAAUAAUUUUCUUUAAGUGCCUCGAUAAAUCUGAAAGGGAAGAGAUAUUUUUGUGAUUCUUUAUUAUACAGAACUGUUAAAUUGUCUAAUUGGCAGUACUGUUUUCAAGGUGAUAAUGAAUAUGUUGUGGAACAGAGAGUUUACCUAUGCUGAGUAAGGUCUCUUAUACUGAGGGAUUUUUAAAAAAAAACAGAUUAUUUUUUGACAAUGUUUAGUGGAAGUCUCAACUUUUAUCUGCAGUCCUGCUGCACAUCCUGGUUACCAAAGAGGAAGUAACAUAAUAAUCUCAUCAUCUACAGAGAGAGAAAGGGGGAAGGCAGUAGUUGGAUAAAAAAAUGCUUAUACCAGUAAAAAAGAUGGUGAGUAAUUUUGAUGGAGUUGUACAGAAUGGAUACAAGAGAAUUUUGUCAAAAAUAGAGUAAGUGUGACAACAUGGCUGGAAAGUCUCUGGAAACGCUCUUAAUUGCAGUUUUAUUGACACGGUUGAUGACCAAAAAGCUAUUUAUCACAUACAGAAGAUAAUAUAAAUAUCUGUGGGGGAUGCAACAAAUAAGAAUGUUUUUGAAAUAUGUAAAAACAAAAAAAAAUUGCCUAUAAAGAUUUCUAAAUGUUAUUUCGUAAUGCAACCCUUUAUCAAAAUACAUUUGAGCCAUAUGCUGAAGUAUAACAAAUUGAAAGGUGCCCUGUGGACUUUCUCAAAACUAAAAUACAUAGUGUGUGUCCCUAAGGCAUAACAAAAAAAGCUGAAUCCACUUCUUUAUCCUCUUCAUAAAACAUUUGUAACUCUGAUUUUUAAAAUAUAAACAUUGUUUACGUCCAUGUUUGCUAGCUUGCAGUCUUCUUCUUUACUGCCAAUGUUGGUGUAUUACAAUGCUUUGUGCAUUCCUGCAAUUCAUGAUACAAACUCACUGGUAUGCUACUAGUAGUCAAAAACCCUA